Galeopterus variegatus (Sunda flying lemur) is the source of this 2013-nucleotide messenger RNA. It is a transcript of the gene ATP9A, whose product is annotated as ATPase, class II, type 9A. The record is from RefSeq and is a predicted model, not a curated record. Gene Ontology annotation, biological process: phospholipid translocation; endocytosis; retrograde vesicle-mediated transport, Golgi to endoplasmic reticulum. The annotation marks the transcript as partial. NCBI's taxonomy places the organism in Eukaryota, Metazoa, Chordata, Mammalia, Dermoptera, Cynocephalidae. The transcript has 18 exons. Gene Ontology annotation, cellular component: trans-Golgi network; plasma membrane; endosome. Gene Ontology annotation, molecular function: ATP hydrolysis activity; magnesium ion binding; ATP binding.
CCAUGGGGGCCUGGCCUGGAGGAGGAAGGGGAGGAGGAGCGUCUGCAGCAGACAAGUGAUAUUAUGUGCUGCGAGUGGCUGAGAUGCUGUGGGAGAGGGGAGCCCAGGCCCCGCACUGUCUGGUUGGGGCACCCCGAGAAGAGGGACCAGAGGUAUCCUCGAAAUGUCAUCAACAAUCAGAAGUACAAUUUCUUCACCUUUCUUCCUGGGGUACUGUUCAACCAGUUCAAAUACUUUUUCAACCUUUACUUUUUACUUCUCGCUUGUUCCCAGUUUGUUCCUGAGAUGAGACUUGGAGCACUCUACACCUACUGGGUUCCCCUGGGCUUCGUGCUGGCCGUCACCAUCAUCCGCGAGGCGGUGGAGGAGAUCCGAUGCUACAUGAGGGAUAAGGAAGUCAACUCCCAGGUCUACAGCCGGCUCACAGCAAGAGGGACAGUAAAGGUGAAGAGUUCCAGCAUCCAAGUUGGAGAUCUCAUCAUUGUUGAAAAGAACCAGCGGGUCCCUGCUGACAUGAUCUUCCUGAGGACAUCAGAAAAAAAUGGGUCUUGCUUCUUGCGGACGGAUCAGCUGGAUGGGGAGACAGACUGGAAGCUGCGGCUUCCCGUGGCGUGCACGCAGAGGCUCCCCACGGCUGCCGAUCUUCUUCAGAUUCGAUCGUAUGUAUAUGCAGAAGAGCCACAUAUUGACAUUCACAACUUUGUGGGAACUUUUACCAGGGAAGACAGCGACCCUCCCAUCAGCGAGAGCCUGAGCAUCGAGAACACGCUGUGGGCGGGCACCGUCAUCGCAUCGGGUACUGUGGUGGGUGUCGUUCUCUAUACCGGCAGAGAACUCCGGAGCGUCAUGAAUACCUCAAAUCCCCGAAGUAAGAUUGGCCUCUUUGACCUGGAAGUGAACUGCCUCACCAAGAUCCUCUUUGGCGCUUUGGUGGUGGUCUCGCUGGUCAUGGUUGCCCUUCAGCACUUCGCGGGUCGUUGGUACCUGCAGAUCAUCCGCUUCCUCCUCCUGUUUUCCAACAUCAUUCCCAUCAGUUUGCGCGUGAACCUGGACAUGGGCAAGAUUGUGUACAGCUGGGUGAUUCGGAGAGAUUCAAAGAUCCCUGGCACCGUGGUCCGCUCCAGCACGAUUCCUGAGCAGCUGGGCAGGAUUUCUUACUUACUCACAGACAAGACAGGAACUCUUACCCAGAAUGAGAUGGUUUUCAAACGGCUGCACUUGGGAACAGUGGCCUAUGGCCUCGACUCAAUGGACGAAGUACAGAGCCACAUUUUUAGCAUUUACACCCAGCAAUCCCAGGACCCACCGGCUCAGAAGGGCCCCACGGUCACUACCAAGGUUCGGCGGACUAUGAGCAGCCGUGUGCAUGAAGCUGUGAAGGCCAUCGCGCUGUGCCACAAUGUGACUCCUGUGUAUGAGUCCAACGGUGUGACCGACCAGGCCGAGGCCGAAAAGCAGUAUGAAGAUUCCUGCCGCGUGUACCAGGCGUCCAGCCCAGACGAGGUGGCCCUGGUCCAGUGGACUGAAAGUGUGGGUUUAACCCUGGUGGGCCGAGACCAGUCUUCUGUGCAGCUGAGGACCCCUGGCGACCAGAUCCUGAACUUCACCAUCUUGCAGAUCUUCCCUUUUACCUAUGAGAGCAAGCGCAUGGGCAUCAUCGUGAGGGAUGAAUCAACUGGAGAAAUUACGUUUUACAUGAAGGGAGCGGAUGUUGUCAUGGCUGGCAUCGUGCAGUACAACGACUGGCUGGAGGAAGAGUGUGGCAACAUGGCCCGAGAAGGGCUACGGGUGCUCGUGGUGGCGAAGAAGUCUCUAGCAGAGGAGCAGUAUCAAGACUUUGAAGCCCGCUAUGUCCAGGCCAAGCUGAGUGUGCACGACCGCUCCCUCAAAGUGGCCACUGUGAUCGAGAGCCUGGAGAUGGAGAUGGAGCUGCUGUGCCUGACGGGCGUGGAGGACCAGCUGCAGGCUGACGUGCGGCCCACCCUGGAGACCCUGCGCAAUGCUGGCAUCAAG